UUCACGUCAAACACGUCAUGUGAAUGACAAAGAUUAGUGUAUUGAUAUUUCUUACUGUAUGUAAUAUUUUUCAUUUAGAGAUCUUAGAAUCUAUAUUGAAGAACAGUCCAACAGGCCCUAAUAAACAUUUGGGUAACUUUAUAUGGAUAGUUAUAAUAUUUACUGCUAGACAAUGGAAGCUUAUGAAAGUGUGUUGCUUGUGAAAAAUGAAGUCUUUGUUUUUAAAAUACCCCCGAGGACGUCUAACAGAGGAUAUAGGGCAGCUGAUUGGAACUUACAAGAGCCACAAUGGACGGGGCGUAUGCGCCUUGUUGCGAAAGGCGAUGAUUUAAUUAUGAAGCUAGAAGAUAAGACAAGCGGUGAAUUGUUUGCAAAAUGCCCCAUCGAUAAAUAUCCGGGGGUGGCACUUGAGGCUGUAACAGACAGUUCAAGAUAUUUUGUUGUAAAAAUACAGGAUGAUAAUGGUCGCAGUGCCUAUAUAGGUCUUGGAUUUGGAGAUAGAUCAGAUUCUUUUGACUUGAAUGUAGCUUUGCAAGAUCACUUUAAGUGGUUGCGGAAGGAACAAGAAGGAGAAGGAACUGCAGACCAACAACAGAUGGAUUUCAGUUUUAAAGAAGGCGAAACAAUUAAGAUUAAUAUGAAAAUAACUAAGAAAGAUGGCAGUGAGGCUAGUCGCCCUCGUCGAGCUGGGGGUGCUAAUGUGGGUGGGCUACUACCUCCACCUCCAGGAGGAUCCAAGCUUCCACCACCACCUUCUCCGCAGCAUGUGCCAACUCCAGCUGGGACCCCAGCUGUGCCUAAUACUGAAUGGGGUGACUUUAACUCAGCUAGUGCUCCGCCCCAACCACCAAAGCCAACAACUCCAGCUAACCAGCAAAACUGGGUGCAGUUCUAAAUGAAAUAAUUUUAUUGUACCUGCAAGAUGCAGAUAGUGCAUUGCACAAUACUUAUGAAUCUUACUUAAAUUAUUUACAUAUCCAUUGAUUGUUUGUAUAUACGCCGGUAUGCCUCUCUAUUACAUGAUUUUAAUUUAAUGUUUUGUGUAUUUCGGCACUUAUUAAUAAAUACAACUCAAUUUUGGUCAUGUUAUAGAUAAAAGUUUGUUAGGCUAUGCAAAGUAUUUUCAUAAAUUCGAUAACGAGACAUUAUUUAUUUAGUUUUGUGCCACACAGUUUCUUUUUUUCUAUUUCAUGCUUCCAACUAUAAUCGUAAUCAUUAACAUAUGUUUUUAAGACUAUAUUAACAUUCCUUCAUUGUUGUUUAAGGGCAAACAAAAUUUGUUGCAUACUUCUUUUGUUAUUUAUUCAUGUUGAAAUUAUUAUUAUUUUUUUUGCAAUUAAUUUUAUUUAAUACAAAAAUCUGUUUAUCAUUCAACACAAUAUGUCUUCAGUAGACAUAUUCAGAUACAUUUGUUUACAAAUCGAAAUUGGAAGUUUCUAAUAAAUAAUAUAUAGUUAUUGUUAAUUAGAUUUGGCUAUACAUCUAAUUGUUAUGAAUGUUAGUAUUAUAUGCAUGUCAUAGACAGGCUUUAUGUAUAUAGCAUGUGAUAGCUGUGUACAAAUGUUUUAUUAAUAGAUCUGUUCUAGCAUUCUGUUUGAAAUGUAUGUACAAAUGUAAUAAAGGAUAGCAGCUA
This is a messenger RNA of Danaus plexippus (monarch butterfly), 1633 nucleotides long. Its product is annotated as NECAP-like protein CG9132. The transcript has 5 exons. NCBI's taxonomy places the organism in Eukaryota, Metazoa, Arthropoda, Insecta, Lepidoptera, Nymphalidae. Gene Ontology annotation, cellular component: clathrin vesicle coat; membrane. Bases 173 to 895 code for a protein of 240 amino acids. Gene Ontology annotation, biological process: endocytosis. The record is from RefSeq and is a predicted model, not a curated record.